AUGGCUGACCCUUUAUCGACCAUAGCCAGCAUCAUUGCAGACGCUAAGGGCGACAUCGAUAGGCUUAGCGUCGAGGUGGCUAAUAUCAACGGGCUGGUUGAAAGAGUUGGAGCGUUGAUCCGCGACCCAAAGUUUUAUGGACUUUCUGAGAACAAAGACUUAGCGGGCGCACUUGAGGGCUGCCAGGAUGAAUUAAGAAAGCUCCAAAGCAAACUCGAUUCGCAAAAGCUAAAGGAACACUCGCGCCUCAGUCUGUUCAAACGUACGAAAUGGCCAUUCGCUAAGACUGGCGUGGUUGAAACGAUCAACAAUCUAGAAAGAUGGAAGGGCUCGAUUAACUUAUUCCUGAAUGUGGACCAGACGGAUACAAUACGAAACGUUAACCAAAAGUUCGACUUGGCAGGCCUCUUAAUUGCUGAAACAGCAGCCUAUGGGAAUUUCGCGGACCGACAUGAACCUGAAUGCCUACCUAGCACGAGAGUUGAGCUACGGAAACGCAUCGAAGAAUGGGUAGACGCUCCACGCGGCGCGGGCGUUGGCGAAUGCAUUUUCUGGCUAAGUGGUGUUGCUGGGACUGGAAAAUCCACGAUCUCGCGGACAACCGCAAAGGAACUUCGUGAAAAGGGCCAACUCGCAGCGAGUUUCUUCUUUAGGAGAGGCGAAAAAGACAGAGGAGGAGCCGCCCGACUUUUUACGACUCUAGCAUCCCAACUGGCAAAUAAUAUUGUCGAUGUUAGGCGAAACAUACAGAAAGCUAUCGAAACGGACCCGAACAUUUCAAGUAUGGGCCCCGGGGAGCAAUUCACCAAAUUGAUCUUGCAACCUCUCCGCGAUUCACAGGAACCCGAGGAUCAGUCUCGAUAUGACAAGAUUAUUAUCGUGAUUGAUGCACUAGACGAAUGCGAUGAAGAAAAGGACCAGCAACUUAUUAUCUCUCUUCUCUCGCAGUUGAAGGACUUAAAGCAGUUUGAUGUCCGUAUCUUCUUGACGAGUAGACCUGAGCUACCUAUCCGUCUUGGCUUCAAAGACCUCUCUAAGGGCAUCCACAAGAAUGUCAUCCUCCACGAAGAGUCUGGGACUGACCGGGACAUCGGUAUUCUACUAAAUGAUGAGUUUUCAAAGAUACGAAAAGCUCGGGAUCUCCCCUCUGAUUGGCCGGGUCAGGAUAUCAUACAAAAGCUGGUAGAGAUAGCCGUACCGUUAUUUAUCUUUGCAGCGACAGCUUGCCGUUUCAUCGCCGAUGAGAAUUGGGAUCCCCAGGAACAGGUCAAACUUGUGAUGGAAUCUCAAACAGACUUGAGCGAGGAUGUGGAGAAAACCUACACACCGAUCCUCAAACGACUGAUUGAGAAUCAAAAAUCUAUCGCUUUGAAAAGACUGGAAUCGGAGUUCAGACAGAUAGUUGGGACGAUCGUGAAUCUUGCGAGCCCGCUUUCAGUCCCAUCACUUGCGCGGCUUUUAUCGGUAUCAGAGACAACGAUUGACCUUCGGCUUAAAAAACUACACUCCGUACUUAACAUACCCGGGGAAUCAAGCCGCCACGAGCCCGUCAGAACUUUCCAUUUAUCUUUCCGUGAUUUUUUAAUAAGUCAGCAUCUCCAUGGCCACGCGGAGUUGUCACGGUUAUGGAUAGAUGUAAAAAAAACACACGGAAUGCUCGCUACUAGGUGUAUCGAGCUUAUGUCGAAUACUGAGGGCCUAAAGCAGGAUAUCUGCUGUUUAAACUUACCUGGAAUAUUCCGAUCAGAAAUCGACGAAGAGACCAUACAAAAACAAGUAUCUCCGGAACUUCAAUAUGCCUGUCGUAACUGGGUAUAUCACCAAACCCAAAGCGAAGAAAGCAUUUGUGAUGAUGAUAUAGUGCAUACAUUUCUGGAACGGAGUCUCCUUUAUUGGCUAGAGGUGGAAAGCCUUCUUGGCGAUAUGGAAAAUACAAUUCAAAUGAUUAAUAACCUGAAAACGAUUACAGAUGCUCUGAAAGGCAAGAAACUUUUGGCUUUACUGCAUGAUAUAAAGAGAUUCUUGCUUCAAAAUAAAUAUAUCAUUGCCAAAGCUCCUUUGCAGACAUAUGUGUCGGCAAUCAUGUUCGCUCCGGAAGAGAGUCUUGUUAGAAAGUUAUUCAGCCCCGAAAAAAUGAUUCCGUGGGUCCGCCAAUUCCCCCGGAUGGAAAAAACAUGGGACCCUCUGCUGCAAACACUCGAAGGACACAUAUACACUAUUUUUGCCGUGGCGUUCUUUGAUGGUAUUAUAGCGUCUGUUAGUGCAGGUGAUUCUUCGAUUAGGCUGUGGAGCGCAAGUACUGGAGCCGCAUUGCGGACGAUACGGGGCUUGCAUUUUAAACCUAACAGUAUAAGGAAUUUAGCGUUUUCUCCAAAUGGUAUCCUGGCGUUGACGUCCGGUAGCGUGAUUGAAAUGUGGAAUACCGAUACCGGAGAGCUGAUAAGGAACUUAAACGGGCACACCGAUAUUGUUAAUGCCAUAGCUUUCGCGUCCAAUUCUAGCGGAAUUUUGGCAUCAGGUUCCGAUGACAUGACAGUCAAGCUUUGGGAUGCGGAUUGGACAUUGCGUCGAACGCUUGAAGGACAUGCAAAUAGAAUAACAUUUAUAGCGUUUUCUGGCUGUAUUUUGGCGUCAGCUUCCGGGGAUGAUGAUAUCAGGUUAUGGGAUAUAGAUGGGGUGCUGCUUCACGUGCUGGAGAGCCCUACCUGUUCGGUGACAGCAUUGGCAUUUUCUUCUGAUGGUCUAUUGGUUUUAGGCCUUUGGAACGGUACUGUCAAGCUGUGGGACAAGGAUGGAAAUUUUUUACAGUCCCUAGAACAUACGUCGUUUAUUCGGACCGUCGGGUUUUACAAAGAAAAUACGUCGUCUAUUCGGGCCGUCGGGUUUUACAAAGAACUUGUAGUAUCUAUAGCUGGCGACAGCACAAUCAAGUUGUGGGAUCGCAAUGGAGCGCUUUUACGAACAUUGAAAGGAUAUGGUUUCGGUUUGAGAACAUCGGUUUUUACUUCGGAUGGUAUUUUGGUGGGUGGAUGCGAUGAUGGGACUAUCAGAUUGUGGGAUUUAAAUGAGUCCCAGCUGCGGGUCUCGGGCGAGCGUACGGAUAAGGUUCGGGACGUAUCCUUUUCUCCUGAUGGUAAAAUUCUGGCGUCCACAACUAUUCGUGAAAAGUGUAUCAAACUUUGGAGUGAGGAAGGAGAGCUGGUGCGGACAAUAAAACCGCAUGAAGAAGGGGCUUCAGACAUGGCUUUUUUACUGGACGGGCGUGUUUUGGCGUCGGGAUCCAAAGAUGGGAUUAAGAUAUGGAGUACGGACGAUGGAUCGCUACUGCGGACUUUUAUCAACAGUGGAUCCGGAGACUCAAGAAUCAAUUUAGUCCUUCCUUCUGACGGUAAAGUUCUAGUGUCUGCAACGGGAGGAGGAAAAGUGGGAGUUUGGAGUUUAGACGGAGAGCUACUGCAGAGCUGGAGUAGAGGCAGCAUCAUGGAAGCACCUCUUGCAAUCUCGUUUGAUGGUAAAUUUCUGGCAUCUACUGUUGGUUUAGGCAUCGAACUGUGGGAUGCGGCUUCUGGGUCACUACUGUGGACAUUUUUCGGUCACACAGCACCUUUGGGAAUGGUAGCGUUUUCCUCUGACGAUAAGAUUCUGUUGUCUGCAUCUUAUUACGAUCUAACAGUCAGGCUGUGGGACGUCGGGACCGGGAAGCCGCUGGAGACGUAUGCAGAUUCAGCGGACCUUCUCGAAUUCAUAUCCGACACUAAUAUCAAUACGGUGAAUCUAUGGGACGCACGUACCCUAGCGCGAUUGAGAACCUUUGCCGUGGGGCGCCUGGACAAUAAAAAAAAUCAGCGACAUGAAAGAGUGGAACGGAGCCAUAUUAUCGUUGAGGGGGAAUGGCUGAGUCGGGGUCGAAAUAGGAUUUGGCUUCCGCCUGAUUAUAGAUCGGUCCGCUUCGAGAUCCAAGAUCGAACAUGGGAUAUUUGUGGCGAUAGAGUUGCUUUAGGUCAUCACUCUGGUCAGGUUUCGUUGAUUGGAUUCAAGUCCUAG
Orbilia oligospora ATCC 24927 is the source of this 4044-nucleotide messenger RNA. RefSeq lists its product as uncharacterized. The transcript is spliced from 4 exons. NCBI's taxonomy places the organism in Eukaryota, Fungi, Ascomycota, Orbiliomycetes, Orbiliales, Orbiliaceae. Gene Ontology annotation, molecular function: protein binding. The record is from RefSeq and is a predicted model, not a curated record. The coding region runs from base 1 to 4044 and encodes 1347 amino acids.